AUGACAGCUGAGAGCAGGAGAAGGGCUUUGCGCAAAGGGAAUGAGAAAGUAGAUUAUGGGGAAAAGGAAGAGUCUGACCUCGAUUCCGAGUCUGUCGUAAGUGAAAGCAGGAAUUCAAGUGGCAGCGAUGAUCUCAAGGAUGGUGGAUCUGAUAUUGAAGAGGUAUGGCUGCACGAUGACCUUGAUGGAAACGAAGACGUAGCCCUUGACUCGGACGACGACGAAACUGACCUUAAGGAGGAGGAUAAGAAAUUAAAUGAUUUACUUGAGCAGUCACGACUGAAGUUGAAGCAAGAACGUCAGAAUGAUGACAAGGAUAGUGAUGAUGAUGAUAGUGAUAAGGAUGAAAAUAUGGACUCUAGAAGUGUAUCACUAAAGUUGAAAAAAUUGAAUGAAUUUGUAACCCAAAGUAGAGUGUAUUCUGGUGUGAUAGCCGACACUCUGUUCGAAAGGUCAAAGCAAAGACAGCGAGAGGUGGAAGCUCAAAUUGAAGCUGAAAAAAAAAAGAUGACUGCGGAACCACCUAAAAAGAAGACUAAGACCAGGUCAAUAGUGGAUUUUUUCAAGCCAAAGACUAAGGAAGAAGCGCAACCAUCAGCGCUUCUGGAAGACUCUAUAAUUGCAGAACAGCAACCCUCACUUUUGAAAAAUUGCAUUCUCAAACCCUAUCAGCUGGAUGGUUUGAAUUGGCUGAUUACCUUAUAUGAAAAUGGAUUAAAUGGAAUACUCGCGGAUGAUAUGGGAUUAGGCAAGACGAUUCAAAGUAUAGCUUUGUUAGCAUUUAUUUAUGAAAUGGAUACUAAGGGCCCAUUUUUGAUCGCUGUGCCUCUUAGUACAAUUGAUAACUGGGUUAAUGAAUUUUCUCGGUUUGCACCUGAUAUACCAAAAUUAAAGUACUAUCAUCAAGGUGGAGCUAGAGAAAGAAUAAAAUUGAUGAACAAGUUUUUCAGAGAACACAAAUCGACCGGUGUCGUUAUAACAUCAUAUGAAAUGAUCAUCAGAGACUCUAAUGAAAUUAUGUCAAGGUCAUGGAAGUUUUUAAUCGUCGAUGAAGGCCAUAGACUCAAAAACAUCAACUGUAAACUGAUACAGGAAUUGAAGAGAGUAAAUACAAGAAAUAAAUUGCUGUUAACGGGAACACCUUUACAAAAUAACUUAGCAGAGCUCUGGGCAUUGCUGAAUUUCAUCAUGCCUGAUAUUUUCAGCGAUUUUGAGAUUUUUAAUAAGUGGUUUGAUUUCAGAGAUCUCGAUUUGCAAAACAAUUCCGCAAAAUUGAAUAAAAUUAUAAAUGACGAGUUAGAAAAGAACCUGAUUUCGAAUCUGCAUACGAUUUUGAAACCUUUCCUCCUCAGGAGAUUGAAAAAAGUGGUUUUAUCUGGUAUCCUUCCUCCUAAGAGAGAAUAUAUUGUUAACUGCCCCCUGACUCCAAUUCAGAGGAAAUUCUAUAAUAUGGGAUUAACUGGUAACCUCAAAAAAACUAUUCUAAAGGAAAUGAUUAAAUCCUUUUUUACCUUGAACACUGAGUAUAUCGGGACUGUUUCGAAUAAGUCCAUAAGAAACUUCAUCAACUACAAAUUGAAGGAAUCAAAUAAUGAUAUUGUUAACUUAGAAGAUAGGGAUGAUACCAAUAAAAGAAUGGAAAAAGUCUACCAAACCCAUAUGCAUAAAGAAUUUUGUAAUAUCAAGCUUCAAAACAUGAUUAUGCAAUUAAGGCAAAUAGUUGAUUCAACUUACCUAUUCUAUUUCCCAUUCCUGCAGCCCAAGGAUCUGACGUUGGAACAGUUAUUAAAUACAUCGGGCAAACUAAAAAUGUUACAAACGCUUGUAAUACCAUUGUGUGAAAAUGGUCACAAAGUCCUAAUCUUUUCACAAUUUGUACGAAUGCUUGAUUUGAUUGAAGAUUGGUGUGACUUGAACUCUUUAAAAACCUUAAGAAUUGAUGGAUCCGUUGACAACGAAACUAGGAAGGAGCAUAUCGACGAGCUCAACUCGUCAAACAGUAAGUGUGACAUUUUUCUUUUAUCAACAAGAGCCGCCGGCCUCGGUAUCAAUUUAAUUGGUGCAGAUACGGUCGUUUUGUUUGAUAGCGAUUGGAAUCCCCAGGUUGAUCUCCAAGCUAUGGAUAGAUGCCACAGAAUUGGGCAGGACAAACCUGUAAUUGUUUACCGCUUGUGUUGCGACAACACGGUGGAACAUGUCAUACUCACUAGGGCAGCAAAUAAGAGAAGGCUAGAGAAACUGGUCAUACAAAUGGGUCAGUUCAGUACACUCAAGAAACUUGCUCUGAAUGAAGGCUCAUUCCUUCAACAAAAGAAGGGUGCAGCAGCGAGAACAAGCAACAAGGACAUCAUUCAGGAAUUGUCACGACUACUAGUAACUGGAGAAUCAAGUAUUGGUUUCGCAAGCAAGGACUCCGACCAAACUAAUCACGACGAACAGCCGUUAACUGAACAAGAGCUACUUGAAUUAAUGGAUCGUUCACCCAGUGCUUACGACCCGGAAAGAACAGUAGAGCUUCCUCACGUAUGUCUCUUCGAGACCACUGCUGGAGAGCUCUGA
Zygotorulaspora mrakii is the source of this 2559-nucleotide messenger RNA. RefSeq names its product putative ATPase (gene IRC5). The record is from RefSeq and is a predicted model, not a curated record. Gene Ontology annotation, molecular function: ATP binding; ATP-dependent chromatin remodeler activity; DNA binding. NCBI's taxonomy places the organism in Eukaryota, Fungi, Ascomycota, Saccharomycetes, Saccharomycetales, Saccharomycetaceae. The transcript has a single exon. Bases 1 to 2559 code for a protein of 852 amino acids. Gene Ontology annotation, cellular component: nucleus.